GUAGUGUUGAGUAACGUCAAAUUAAAAUGGCUUCGUUUAAAUCUUCUAAAAGCAAUUUCUCUGAAAUGAAGUUGUUGAAAGAGAUCAUUCAAGGAGAGAACGACAAACCCAGUGAGUAGAUUUUUUUUUUACAGAGAAAGUAAUCGUGUGGGCAUGUAAUAUUAGAUAAUUCUUUUUGCUACUUUCACUUUAUCUCAUUUUAGCAUUGAUUUUAUUGUGUUGCUGAUCAUUUAAAAAUUAGAUAAAUAUGUGAUUAAAGAAAAAACUUUCUGGGGGGGGGGGGGGCAAAAAAAAUCGAUUAACUUUCCAGGGCGGGGCCAACAUUUUUUAGUAAUGUUUUAAUAUAGUUUUAAUUUGCUGUAGCGUAUUUGUAUGGUGAACGAACGGACAGGACAUCAGCUUAGUUACUUUCUCUUUAUUUUCUCUUUACUUUAAUAUUUUUUUUGUCUUAUUUUGUCUAAAUUUUUUUAUCCAAUCAAUCCAGGGGGGGGGGCGCAAGUGCUCCCCCCCCGGCGGGCACCCAUGCACCCAGCAUACAUUUAAAUUAAUGGUUUUAUGUACCCAGCAUACAUUUAAAUUAAUGGUGUUAUGCACCGAGCAUGCAUUUAAAUUAAUGGUGUUAGGCAUCUAGCAUACAUUUAAAUUAAUGGUGUUAUGCACCUAGCAUACAUUUAUAUUAAGGCUGUCAUGCAGCUAGCAUACAUUUAAAUAAAUGGUGUCAUGCACCUAGCAUACAUUUAAAUAAAUGGUGUCAUGCACCUAGCAUACAUUUAAAUAAAUGGUGUCAUGCAGCUAGCAUACAUUUAAAUAAAUGGUGUCAUGCACCUAGCACACAUUGUAAAAUAUUUAAUGGUAGAUGGGCCACACAAAAAUAAAGUAAUUCUUUACAAUGUUUUAGGUAUUUAAAUUAAUGGUCAAGAUAGGGAUAUAUUUAUUCAUUGAACUUAUUCCAUUAACACUAUUCACCUUUUUCUAUUUCUUAUACCGGGGAAGCGUUUCGCUUAGGGUCAGUUUGAUAUGUUUGCCACAAUGUUUGAGACCUGCUAAAAUUGCAUGUUGUUGUUAUGGAGGGUGUACUUAACAUAUUAAUUUGUCUCAUUUUCUGAAAAAAAUUGAGGAACCCAAAUUUGAUUUGAAAUUCUAAACGUGUAUAAUCUGAAACUGACAUCUAGAUUGACACAAUAGAGGCUUCCCAGGAAAUCUAGUUUGACACAAUAGAGGCUUCCCAGGAUAUCUAGAUUGACACAAUAGAGGCUUCCCAAGACAUCUAGAUUGACACAAUAGAGGCUUCCCAGGACAUCUAGAUUGACACAAUAGAGGCUUCCCAGAACAUCUAGAUUGACACAAUAGAGGCUUCCCAGGACAUCUAGAUUGACACAAUAGAGGCUUCCCAGGACAUCUAGAUUGACACAAUAGAGGCUUCCCAGGACAUCUAGAUUGACACAAUAGAGGCUUCCCAGGACAUCUAGAUGAAACAUUUCCUGUCAAUAUUAUGUAUAACUUCAAAGCGCAACAUCACACAACCUAUAAAUGUACUCUCACAUUUCAAUGUACAUAUACCAUGCCACUGUACACACAUAUGUGGACUGCCAUGCCAUUGCACACACAACCUGUAAAUGUACCCUCACAUUUUAAUGUGCACAUACCAUGCCACUGUACACACAACCUGUAAAUGUACCUUAACAUUUUAAUGUGCAAAUACCAUGCCACUGUACACACAACCUGUAAAUGUACCCUCACAUUUUAAUGUGCACAUACCAUGCAACUGUACACACAACGUGUAAACGUACCCUCACAUUUUAAUGCGCACAUACCAUGCCACUUUACACACAACCUGCAAAUGUACCCUAACAUUUUAAUGUGCACAUACCAUGCCACUUUACACACAACCUGUAAAUAUACUCUAACGUUUCUAUGUGCACCUACCAUGCCACUGUACACACAACUUGUGCACAUAAUAUGCCACUGUAUACCCACCAUGUCACUGUGAACACCCUGGACUCUACACAUAAGAUUCUUUGUAAGAUUCUUUAUUGAUCAAAACUAAUGGAAAUGUUUUUUGAAUGCACUGUGCAUUGUACAUUUUCAGCACAUAAAUAAAACAAUUUGAACACAAGACAUUUAAAUUAAAUUAUUUCACUCGGGAAAAAAGACCAUUCAGUGAAUUCUCUUAGCCAUAUCAGGGACUUAUUAUUUCUCAUUAAAAUUUGUGACUUCGUGGGGAGCACGCUGUUAAAUUCGUACAGAUUGUGGAACAAAGAAUAUUAUAUUUUUCAAAUGUAUCAUUCAAAAUUUGUUUAGUUUUACAUCUUUCAUCAAAUAGUUCUUCAAGUGAAGGACAUUUAGUUUGUAUUAUGUUCCAAGCUUUUUCUGAUUAGUUUGUUUAUUGGGUGUUUAAUAUCAGACGUUGAAUUCCCACACCAGCAGGUAACACUGAAAUUAAGCUGGCUUCCAAUUGUUGCACUGUUGGAUAAGAUAACGACUUGUUUGUUUACGCCGAAAUUGUACAGUUUUUUGAGAUAGAACAGUCUUUGGUUGAAUUUCUUUACAGAAUUGCCGUGCUCAUGCCAUGUUAGCUUAUUAUUAAUGGUAACAUCUAAGUACUUAUAUGCCUCUACAUCUAAGUACUUAUAUGCCUCUACUUUCUUUACACUUUGAUUUUUUAUGUUGAGAUCUGUAAUCUGGUGUUUCCCCCUCCUGAAAUCAACAAUCAUUUCCUUUGUUUUUUGAGACAUUCAACUGGGAGAAAAUUUUCAAAGCACCUAUUGAAAAAGCUUGUAACUAAGUUGUGGUAUAUGCCUUCUCCUUCAGAUAUUAAGCCAACAUUGGUUGUACCUUCAACAAAUUUUAAGAUUGGGAAGGUGUCACUUGGGCUCUGAAAUUCUUUUGUAUAUGUGGUAUACAAUACAGGAGAGAGAACGCAGCCUUGUAACUGAACAAACAUAAUGUUCUUAGUACACACAUAAUGUCAUUGUACCCCUAAAUUGUAACUGUACACAAACACUGCCUCAGUACAUACAUCAUGCCACUGUACACCAACGUGUCACUUUACACACCAUGUCACUGUAUAUACACUAUAUAACUGUAAAUUCUUCUUGUCACUGCACACUCACCAUGCGUCUGUAUACUCAACAUGUCAAUGUACACUCAUAAUGUCACUGUACAAUCAUCAUGUAACUGUACACUCAUAAUGUCACGUACGCACAUCAUAUCAAUGUACACACAUCAUUUCACUGUACAGUCAUCAUGUCACUGUACACUCAUCAUGUCACUGUACACUCAUCAUGUCACUGUACACUCAUCAUGUCACUAUACACUCAUCAUGUCACUGUACACUCAUCAUGUCACAGUACACUAAUUAUGUCACUGUACAAUCAUCAAGUAAAUGUACACUCAUGUCACUGCACCCUCAUCAUGUCACUGUACAGUCACCAUGUCACUGUACACUCAUCAUGUCACUGUACACCCAUAACGUAAUUAUACACUCAUCAUGUCACUGUACACUCAAAAUGUCACUGUACACUCUUCAUGUCACUGUACAGUCACCAUGUCACUGUACCCUCAUCAUGUCACUGUACACCCAUAAUAUUAUUAUACACUUAUGUCACUGUAUACUCAUUAUGUCACUUUACACUCAUGUCACUGUACACUCAUCAUAUCACUGUUCAGUCACCAUGUCACUGUACACUCAUGUCACUGUACUCACAUAAUGUAAUUAUACACUCAUCAUGUCACUGUACACUCCUUAUGUCACUAAAUAUUUUUUUUGUCACUGUAUACACACACCAAGUCAUCGUACACUCUUUAUUUCAAUGUACACUGUUCAUGACAAUGUACACUCUUCAUGUCACUAUACACCCAUUAAGUCACUGUACACCCACCGUGUCACUGUACACCCAUUAUGUCACUGUACACUCAUCAUGUCCAUGAACACUCUUCAUGCCAUUGUAAACACAUCAUGUCAUUAUUUACUAAUCAUGUCACUAUACACCCAUUAUGUCACUGUACACUCAUCAUGUCACUGUACACCCAUCGUGUCACUUUACACUCAUUAUGUCAAUGUACACUCUUCAUGUCACUAUACACUCAUUAUGUCACUAUAAGUUCAUUAUGUCACUAUACACUCAUUAUGUCACUUUACACUCAUUAUGUCACUAUAUACCCAUCGUGUCACUGUACACGUAUCUGGAUCUCAAAGUAGCUGUCAGGUAGUUUGGUGUAGGGCGUAAAUCAAUCCCCUAGUUCAAGCUUCAAGGUAAGUCGGUCAAGUAAUAGAAACCAGGCUAAAGGCAAAUGAUACACAAAUGGUUCAGUAUUUAAGCGAGUAGACAUAAGCUAAUAAGUCCCGUUCCAACAGCAACAAAUUCAGAUCGAUGUAUGGAAGGUGACAUAGCUUGAACAUCAGAGGGGAGGGGAGGCAGGGGGGACAGAUGUCCCCGGGCGCAAGCUAGUUAGGGGCGCCAAAAUGUGUUUUGAUAUUACAUUAUUGGUAAAAAUAAUGGGUUUGAGAGUUGAAAAAAGAAAAGGGGGCGCUUCAAAAUGGAUCUUGUCCCCGGGCGCUAAUCUUGUUCCCGGGCGCCACACACACUCGCUACGCCUCUGUUGAACAUGUGCAUCCAAUUUGUGGAUAGAAUAUAAGUCUUGUCAUUGUCGGCGAGAGCACAUGUUGCUUCGCGACAAGGUUGAACCAAGCAAACAUUUUAAUAAAUGUAGUAUGGGACUUCGUAUCAUUAUCAAUCAUUAAAUUUACAGGUUCAUAGUACACAUAUUGUCUUCUCGUUAUAAGAGACAUGGGCGAUUUGGAACAACAUCCUGUCAUCCCCAUGAUGGGAUGGCGGCGUGUCGUAGCCCGCGGCUAAAGCAAUAACAGAAUUGGUAAUAUCAAUAUAAUGUAAUAUAGGCAUUAUUAGAAUAAUAUCAAACACGAUCGAAUAUUAGCUACAUAGUUAUAUAAACAAUGCAAGUGCAAUAACCUAAUAUCAAAAUCAUGGUUGCGUACUUACUAGUACUCUAGGUAGCAGUCGCAGUUAAUGAUCACGCUGCUAAAGUUCUAAGUCUAGAUACUCCAGCGUCCACGGUUAAGUGAUCAGACCUUAAAGACAUAUACUUGAUAGAAUCCUAGGUCGCAGUUAUAGAUCACACUACUGAAGUCUCUAGUGUAGUUAUCUUCAGCAUUCACAGUCAAGUGAUAAUGAUAACGCUAUGAAGCCUCUAGGAAGUUAUCUUCAGCGUGCACAUUCAAGUGAUUACGCUAUGAAGUCUCUAGCAAGUUAUCUUCAGCGUCCACUGUCAAGUGAUGAUGAUCAUAAAAGAAAAAUUCUUGCUUGUUCUGGCUAUUUAUUCGCAUUGGGUGAUAAUUCAAUUGGAUUUAAAUGUUGUAUGUUUUCCCAUCCAAUGACAAUCACUUACGAUGUUGCUACCCUCAAAGCUUAACGGGCUGAGGUGAGAAAUCCAAAUUCACGCUACAGCGUGAGUUUUCUGAUGCAUAAAUGCAAUAACAACAAGGGACGAUACUCCGCUUUGCUGUCUACAGGGCAAAAAUGAGGGGCGGUAUGGUAUUAUUUUCUCAAGGUUCAUCGAUGAGAGGGUUGAACACAAAUUCCAUGCUUUUUGGGGUGAGCGAACUGAUGUGGAAAUGUGAUAACACCAAGGGGAGUCACUCGUGCUAUGCGACUGCGGGGCAACUUGAGGAGAGGGAAAGGUAUUAUUUUAUAAGGGUUUCCAAGGGCGGAUUUACAUCAUCAUCAUCAUCAUCAUCAACAAGGGCACUACAGCCCAUGUAGGGCCCUGGCCUGCUCCACCACAUCCUUCCAUUCGGAGCGAUCUAUGGCUUUCCGUCACCAUGCUCGAACCCCCAACUGAUGUAAAUCUGUCUCCACAUCAUCAAUCCACCUCAUUCUUGGGCGACCGAUGAGUCGUCUGCCCCUAGGCUUUUGCCUGUAUAUAAUUUUGGCUGCUCUGCAUUCCGGCAUCCUUUCAACAUGACCUGCCCAGCGUAUUCUGCCUUUUUUAUCAUUGUGACUAUGGAUGGUUCUUUGUACAAAUAGUAAAGUUCUUGGUUUGUACGUAUUCUCCAGAUAUCAUUUUCUAUCACUGGUCCGUAUAUUUUGCAGAGGAUUUUCCUCUCCCAUGUGUUGAGCAGGCGGAUUUACGGUGGACUAAUUGUACAAAGUCCAGCCUCACAUCGUCACUGUACACUUAUUAUGUCACUGUACACUAAACACGUCACUGUAAACUCAACAUGUCACUGUACAUUCACCAUUUAACUGUACACUCACCAUGUCCCUGUACACACAAUCUGUCAUUGCACACUCAACAUACUACGCAACACAAACAAUUCGAAUAUCUAUUAUCACAGACUUUCAGUACAGACGUUUUAUACAAAUGGACGUCUUGAUAUGGAAAAUAUUAUGUAAAAGGAAAUAAAAGUGUUAAGUUUUAUUUUUUUUAAGAAUAGAAAAAAUCAACAAAAGGAUGUGGGCGUCAUGAAUUAUUUGAAUUGAUAAUAUCGAUAAUGUUUGUUGUGACGUGUGUCUAUAGUUUGACUGCAACUCAAGCAUGUCGUUAGAUGUCUACCACCGCCCGCAUUCGCUUUUUAAUUAUUUUAAAUUUGAGAAUGAAAACAAAUAUUGAUACAUUAUAAUUUAUAAGACAUGUAAUAAUAAACAUCCAUUGUAUAUGCCAGGUCGGAAGCCUAAGUAACGAUUUUAUUUGUGCUGCAAUAUAUUUGAAAAAAAAUGCUAAUAUCUAUUCUCCUAAAGAUAAACUCGCAUCCAAGAAUAUUUCUGAGACCCUCGGGGCUGUACUCGCCAAGCAGCUGAUAACACUCCCAAAGACAGACAGAUCGACACAGACCAAUUGGAAGUGGCGAGUCAUGGCGGAAAGGUGGCGAGGGGCAAAACUGAUUGCUCCCAAGGAAAAAACACAAGAGGCAGCUGGUGUAAAGAAGUCACAAGUUGUUUUCAAACUAGAGAAAGCUGG
Messenger RNA from Lymnaea stagnalis (great pond snail), 6981 nucleotides. Lineage: Eukaryota; Metazoa; Mollusca; Gastropoda; Lymnaeidae. The record is from the annotation of a GenBank genome assembly.